Spizellomyces punctatus DAOM BR117 is the source of this 3387-nucleotide messenger RNA. RefSeq lists its product as uncharacterized. The transcript is spliced from 12 exons. Gene Ontology annotation, cellular component: cytoplasm; plasma membrane. Bases 1 to 3387 code for a protein of 1128 amino acids. NCBI's taxonomy places the organism in Eukaryota, Fungi, Chytridiomycota, Chytridiomycetes, Spizellomycetales, Spizellomycetaceae. Gene Ontology annotation, molecular function: myosin II binding; GTPase activator activity; syntaxin binding. Gene Ontology annotation, biological process: regulation of exocytosis; regulation of protein secretion. The record is from RefSeq and is a predicted model, not a curated record.
AUGGAUCUUCUCCGAAAGAUCGUUCGAAGCAAUACUGCACCUGCACGGCGGAAAGAGCGCCCCCACGAUGCAUUUGCUCUUACAGAGAUUUCGCGCCUUGGUAUACCCGGAUAUCCAACAGCAAUCGCGCAUGAUCCUGCCCAGUCGCUAUUGGCGAUAGGAACGUCUGUGGGAUCCGUGGUAAUAGUCGGGAAGGGAUGGGAGUAUGCGUUAUUCGCACCGGAAGGCUACUCCUCUGCCAUUCGUUUUCUGGCUUUCAAAGUUGGAGACAAGUACGUAAUUGGAGUCACUGCAAAGAGCGACCUCUUGGUAUGGGACCUGCAGGCGAUCAAGUUGAAGUUCCCACCGGUCCCUGUAUAUGGCAGUGUUUCCAGCUUGAAUGUGCCAUCACAAUCAAAGUGGAUAUAUCUGGGCUGCUGUAAUGGAACUGUUAUUGUUUAUGACUGUACGACGGGCAAGCAAUCCCCGUACACCAUCACCUACCCUUUUUACGGUGACGAGGAAGCACCCGGAGAAGAUGAUCAACGUCAAAUACAAGUAACUGGCCUUGAAACAAGUCCAACAGAUUUGAACCUACUGCUUAUCGGGUAUGCAUCGGGGUUCGUUGCUUUGUGGGAUCUGAAGGAGCAGUUGCUGCGACGAAAAUUUCGCAUGCAGCUGGCAGACGGCGAUGGACCAUUGCAAGCAGUGUGUUGGCAUCCCGAUGGACUCUAUUUCAUGGCCAAUUUUGGGCGGCGAUCAGCAAUAUGGGAAUUGAAGGAAGGAUGGUUAGAUGGGCUGAAAAAGAAUACAAUUCAUAAACCUGUACGAGUUAUUGAGACUACGCCCGUAUCGGUAACCCCGGCACAAGAUCCUAGCAAACCCUUCAGUCGUAAAAUAAUAUGGAUGCGAGGAACAACAACAGACGAGAGUUUACUCAUUAUGACGGGUGUGAAGGAGGAGGGUGAGAGUUUGGCUGUCCGUCGACUUUCUCGAUGUACAAACAUGGCAAACAUGAAGAGCGAUGUAAUGCACGCCAUUGGCAUGGAUGCGGUAGACUUUGCUCUAGUGGGUGAUGACAAGGGCAAGCAUCGUUUGGCGGUUGUCGUGGUUACCUCUUCAAGGACAGUUGAAGCCUUCUAUUUGGGACAAGAAGAUCGAUUAAGCUUGUCCGGGUCUGUGAUAAUAUCGUCAGCCGAACGUAUUACCGACUUCACAUAUUCAGAUUGUCCUGAAGCUCUAGGAUGGGAGAUGCGGGGAGGCGCCACGCCUCCAGAAGACCCUCGAACGCUGCCAAUGCACGGCGGAACACUGAUCAACAAGAACGCAAAGUACGUGUGGGACGUAUUUUGCACAUUGCAUGCCGACAAAGUGAUUCGAUUUUGGCAAGUCGGCAUCCCUUCGCCACGACUACUCUUCACCUUAUCGCCAGACAAAGUUAGCGGCGAUCUCAAUCAGGUUACGAUGGAUCUCGACCAACGUGCUCUUCUGCUGACUGCAGGGUGCACGGUCACCAUGUAUCGCUGGUUUAGUGCGAGUGAAAUCAGGGCGGCAAAGGCCGCCAACGGCCCACUGGAGGACAUGGAUGCACUCAUGCAACGUUUAGACGAGACAGUUGACCAAGUUUUAAAGCAAUCGGAGGACAUUCAGAGACUCUCCCGUGCUAGUGAUAGCUUGCAAGCUGUUGCAGAUGAGCCAGAAGUGCCACAGGGUCAAGAACCGGAGCACGGUGGCAAGACAUCGGAAGAGGAGGAGGGAGUGGCACGGCCAUUGCGUAAGCACUCUUCGGCGGGAGAUUCCCAAGGCGUUGGGGAAGCUGAUAGCAAGACCGGUACGGACAAUGGGGUGGACCCUGCGCCAGCUGUUGAUGCAACCCCGCCCGAUCAGACAUCAGCCCCGACAGUAUCAUUGGAGACGUCGGGCGACGGUCAAAGCGCAGAGCGGUCCCCAACAGGGUCUGAUGACCAACAACCUGAAGGGGAACGUCCGGUCUCCGGUAAUACUUCCCCAAAGAAAGAAUCUGAGGCUAAAUUACCAGCGCCGGAGCAACCACCGGCUCUACCGCAACGAUUGAGUUCUCAUGAUCCCCUGGCGAACGAAAGGGCGAGCCUGGUUGGAAACUCACAGCAUGUCGACUUUCGAGAUUCCGUUCUGGUAAAAGACAGUUUUCCCUUUGAAGCCCAGGAAACGGAGCUCCGGGACUCCUUGACAAGUAACGACUAUGUCACACUCGAGACAAUUCUUCCAGAAGAGCCACCCGAAAAACCCAGUUGGCAGCCGAUGGUGCAAGCUGUACACAAGGACCCUGUUCGGCUGCAAGCGUUUGCAAGCUGGGCGGAUCUUCUCGUAACGGCUACCGAAGGUGGUCGCUUACACGUUGUUCAAUUGAGUACUGGACGAGAGGUGACCGUAGAACCACUAUACGGUGAAUCGCGUGAAAACUCUGAAGUGGUCGAAUAUGACUUACUCCAUGUUGCCGAUACCUAUUUCGAUAAAGAAACUGUACCUCGGACUUGCAUCUUUGCUCUAUCCGCAGCUGGUCUUCAGCUCGUGUACGGAGUUUACACUGACAUCGUAAUGGGGGAUCUGACAUUGAAGAAAUGGGUUCUCUUUGAUCGCCGGCGAACUAGACAACAACCAGUGUUUGUGACAGUGCUCGAUGACCAUGGUCGUGUCGUUCGACAAGCUCGAACGUCACAUCACAGUGGAGCCUCCAACCAGCCGGGUGAAAAUUACAUCAUAGCAGCACUAUCCCGAACGAUCGUGGUAUACAUUGUAGAGCCAGGGACCAAACCUGCUGUGGCAGCUAUUGUUAAUCCAUCGGACGAGAAUGGGCCAAUCCUCAAAGCCUCCUUGAGCUUUCUUCAUGGAGAUCCGGUCCUUGUCGUUGUUACCGGAACGGGGCUCAUACAAGCGUUUGAGCUGCCUGGAUUGAAGCUCCUGUGGGAGAAUCGUUUGCCAAUAGCAAAUUUGGACGAAAGUCGUCUCCGGAAGACAUGCAUUGCAAAGGAUGGUAAAACGCUGUGCUGGACUUGGGAACGGGAAUUCCGUAUGUUCAGCUUUAUGAGCGAUAAAUCUCAUCUUCCAGACGUGGAAACCCGGAUAUACGAUCUCACACGAGCGACGUCAUGGGCGCGAGCUCAUGGUGUGAGACUAAGUUCCGCUAGCUCAAAUAAAGAACAUGAUGCUCUAUUUCAUCCCUUACCAAAAAUUGAACCUGUGGGAUCAUUAUCCGGCGAGGAAGGGUCCGCCUUUGGUCAUGCCAAACGAGCAUUGGAUGAGCGAGGGGAAAAACUGGGACAGCUUGAACACAAGUUUGGGGAUCUAGCAGAUUCAUCAAAGAAUUUUUUGGACACUAUAAAGGAAUACAACGAACGACAGGCGCAAAAGAAAUGGUGGCAGCUUUAA